AAAUUAACGAAUGUGGUGUAAAAUUAUGUAAGUAUGAUCAACUACGAUUACUCAUUCAAGGUGUUGUUGAUCGGCGACUCUGGUGUGGGAAAGAGCAGUCUUUUGCUCAGCUUCAUAUCCAACUGCCACCCCUUUUCUCAAGAUCUCUCUCCAACUAUUGGAGUGGACUUCAAGAUAAAGCUGUUAACUACUGCUGGAAAAACACUCAAACUCACAAUUUGGGACACAGCUGGGCAGGAAAGAUUCGGUACAUUGACAAGUUCGUAUUACAGAGGAGCACAUGGAAUCAUCCUCGUUUACGAUGUAACAAGAAGAGAAACCUUUACAAAUCUAUCCAAUACAUGGACGAAAGAACUCCAGCGUUACUCCACAGAUCCCGAUUGUGUCAAGAUACUAGUCGGAAAUAAAGUCGAUAGGGAUAGUGAGAGAGCUGUUAGUAGGGAGGAAGGAAUCGCUCUGGCGCGAGAGCACAAGUGUUUGUUUUUCGAAUGUAGCGCCAAAACUCAGGCAAACGUAAAGCAAUGUUUUAAAGAACUCACCGUUAAGAUAAUGGAGGUACCGAGUCUGCUGGAGAAAGGUUCGAUGCCUGUAAAAAAUCAAAUUUCAAAGCGAAAACAAGUUUACGAGGCGCAUCGUAAAGACAGCUGUUGUUCAUAGUCGAAGAACCGACUGAUGAAUUUUUGCUUUUUCGAGUUUUUAUUACAUGUAUGUAUUCUUUUGAAUCUUGUACACAUCUUUUUGAUCAUGUAAAUUUGCAGUUCUGUAAGUAACACAAGUAAAUCAAGGGGGAAAUAGACCACAGUUACAUAUAAAA
Erythranthe guttata (spotted monkey flower) is the source of this 814-nucleotide messenger RNA. Its product is annotated as ras-related protein RABC2a. The record is from RefSeq and is a predicted model, not a curated record. Lineage: Eukaryota; Viridiplantae; Streptophyta; Magnoliopsida; Lamiales; Phrymaceae. Gene Ontology annotation, molecular function: GTP binding; GTPase activity.